Messenger RNA from Vidua chalybeata, 3374 nucleotides. RefSeq names its product transmembrane 4 L6 family member 1-like. The record is from RefSeq and is a predicted model, not a curated record. Lineage: Eukaryota; Metazoa; Chordata; Aves; Passeriformes; Viduidae. Bases 104 to 694 code for a protein of 196 amino acids. The transcript has 6 exons. Gene Ontology annotation, cellular component: membrane.
CUCGCUCAGACAGCCACACUCCAGGAGAGAGGAGCUGGAAAGCCUGAAGCCAGCUGUGGGGAACUCUGGAGGCCAUCUUAGCCCUGCUUAGAAGAGAGCUGCCAUGUGCACAGGGAAGUGUUCAAAGUGCAUUGGGAUCACCCUCCUCCCACUGGCCGUAUGUGCCAUUGUCUCCAACAUUCUCCUGUACUUCCCCAAUGGACAAGUACUGCAGCUCAGCGAGAUAACUGAUUUGGUCUGGUUUUUCCACGGCAUUCUGGGAGCUGGGAUACUGGUUAUUUUGCCGGCAUUCAUGAUGCUGGAAGCAGGUGGAGCAGGAUGUUGCGCUAACAGAUGUGGGAUGCUGCUGUCAGUGAUCCUGUCUGUGUUGGGAUUCGCAGGAGGAGCAUAUUGUGUGGUCAUCUCUUUGUUGGGUCUGAUUGGGGGUCCUCUGUGUGACACAGGUGAUGGAGAAUACCUCUACCCUUUCAGGAAUGACACUCUGGAAGACAAUUAUUUGUUUAACCAGACAACAUGGAGUAUUUGCAAGCAACCUGAAAACAUCAUCCUUUGGAAUAUUGUCCUUUUCUCUAUUCUCCUGAUCAUCGGUGUGAUUGAAGCUAUUCUUUGCUUCAUUCAAGUCAUCAAUGGACUCACUGGCUUCAUAUGUGGCACAUGUAUGAGGAGAAGAAAGACAAAUAUUUCUGGAAUGUGAAUGACCUACAAGGAAUGCCAAGACAAGCCCCAAAAUGCUGAUUCACAUACAAUAAGGAUAGUGCACUGUGCUGUUUUAUUUAUGGGGGGACAACAAAAAAAAAAAAAAAAAAAAAACCAAAAACCAAAAAAAAACAAAAAAAAAACCAAAAACAAAAACAAUGUUCAGGUGUUUCAAUAAUUUUUUUAUAAAGAAGUCAGGGCAGAAAAGGGCUAGAUCAUUUCAAUCUGAGACUCCACUUUUUCAUCUCUCUAAAGAUACCUGCUAAACCUCAGGUACUGGCAAAAACAUUAAUCUGUCUGGCCCUUACUGCUGUACUUGUGUAUAAAGCACAACAGUCCUCAGAUAAAAGACCACCACUUGCCCUCUCAUGUAUGUGGGAAGUGGAGAUUGUUAAUUUAUCAGCUGCAUGAAGCAGAUGCUCUCUGGCAGAUGUAAAUAAUAUCCCAUCCUCCCCAAAUCUCACCAUGAGCUCAUCUGUCUGUUCCUAUUAAUUUUCGAAUGGGGCACUCACAGAUUUGAAUGAGGAUGAGCAGAAAAUACAUCGAGCAGUGUUUGAGACACUGCAGAGGGAACUGAAGAACAUGGUUUUCAGCUCUUUCUGCCAUCCUGGAGCCAGAUCCCCUUGCCAAAGCCCAGGACACUUCUAAAUUAGUUUUUCAGGAGCAUCUGAGAGUUGUGGCAGCCUUAGAGGAGCAUUUGGGUCAACACAGAUGGUAGGGUUUGUAGCAAGAGUUUAGAAAUGUCUGGUUUAACAAAAGGGUGAAGAACCUCACCACCAAUUAUGCCUUCAUGAAACUGCCAAGAAUUUUCCUAACUUCCACACAGAUCUAUAGGGCUGUUCUAGAAUAGAGCACAUGGAUCAAGGAAUUACCUCACCAAAGACAAAUGUAGUAAUUAUGUACAGCUUAGUAAUAAAUAGAAGAUACAAUCGGAAGGCAGCAAAUUGCAUCAGCAUUAGUUUUUUAGCAACAGUAAUACCAACCAGGAACUCCAUAAUUCCCCAUCAUCACUCAAGAGGAAGCUCUUAAUCUUGAGCUAAUGUCCAUGACUGGGAAAUUUCAGAAAACUCAUCAUUUCAAUGACUUCCUCAAAGGUUAAUUCUUGGACAUGAACUGUCUUUUGUCAGCCAAACUGUGAAAGAAUACUAACCCAGCCUGAAUGCAUGCAGCCAGCUAUGAAAACCUGAAUAUAUUUAAAGCACUUGGAGCCCAUUUUUCCUGAUUUAUGUUUUCUCAGAGUUGUUCAUAUUUCCGCACUGUAGCGUGGGAGCAAGCUCUUUAAAUACACUUAUUGCAGACAUAUGUGGCUGCUUGUGCUGUCCUUUAAUGCAACAUGCAAAAUGCUUCACAUUCUCCUUUAUAUAAAAUGGAGACAAAAAGGCCAGUUGCCUAGAUGAGGAGCAUAUGCACCUUGAAGCAUAGUUUCACCCCUAGAAGGAGGAAAUUUAACCUAUAAAAUUUAAAUGCAACUUCUGUAAAGAAGAAAGUGUAAGACUUGUUGAAGUGUGCAGUUCAUCACUAGGUGCAUCCAAACUAGCCAAGUGGCUUAAAAAGCUCAUGUUCUUUGCCAGCAUGGACGGUGCAACCACAUACAGCAGACAGCAAACCAGGAAAAGAAUUAAAGAGGCAGUGGGAAAGAAGGAUAUUUGCAUGUAGUCAGGUGGAGAGAGACUCUUUCAUCAGCACAGGGGCUUUAUGAACUCUUCACAGUCCCUAAAUACCCACCCUUCCUCAUCCCUUAGUUUCGACUCCCUGACUCUCACCUCUGGGAUAAAGCCAACUUUGGCUGUGCUAGCACCAGGAGAGGAAGAGAUACCCACUGGCACACCUCCCACACAGAAAAAUAAGUGCACUGUGCUGCUGCCAUCUGCUUGUUCCAGGCUGUCCUGCCCUGAGGAUGUCUGUGUGCUCCUGGGAACACCCUCUGUCCUGCCAAUCGUGUGACCACUGGCCUCACUGAUAUAUGUAAAUAUUAAAUAUUGCUAUUCUGAACUUAUUUCCUGACUUGAUUUGUGUGGUCUGAAGGACUUAUGAGCUCAAAUUACCUCCAAUGGGAAGAUAAAUGGAAUAACAGAGAAAGCAGAGUUAAAUCAUUUGACUUGAGUCACCAUGAAGAAGUCUCUUCUAGGGUAGGCAUCAAGAUACACAGGCAUUGGCUGGGAGAGGCAAUCUUCCCCCAGCCCACACUGAAAGAGAUGCAGAAGGCAAGUGGGAGGCAUUGCCUUUCUGAGCAAGGUUUGGUUGUCCACCAUGGACAGGAACAUCUGGUGCCAUUUGAAGAACCCAGUCACAGAUGUCCAGAGAUACAAGAGUCUUAUCUGGAGCUAACAACAUGGAGAUGUGGCUGACCAAAGCAAACAGCUGUCCCUUGCAAACACAAGGAUGCUAAAAAUUCAUUUAGUGAAAAUACAUAAAAGUGACUAAAAUUAGAUUAAAUUAUUUCAGCUCAUGCUUUUUUGGAUCCCCCAAAUCACCUUUUACAUGAGUCAAAGCCUGUGCUCUCAGAAGUGACACCAGAGCCUUCUCCAGGAGCCAGCCAGCACAUUGCAACAGGGGCAGCUCCUCAUGCCGAGCACUGCAGGGAGACCUGAGAACCCAAGCUCUUCUGGUGGGCAAGGCUUCAAAAGAAAAUGUCUGCAUAAUACUAAAUAUAAUAAAAACUUUGAUUUGAACAGAGA